AGUGAGCUUCUCAAACCUCCAUCAAUGGCUGUCCUAACCAAUCUGAACAAGAAAAGAUCCUCCAUUUGUGGCCUCAUCAAACCCAGAUUGUUCUCUUCCCAAAGGCGUCCCUUACCUGCAACGGUUCAAUUUUGUUGCAUUAUCAUGGGGAUCAUGGCAUGCAUGCUAGGCCCGGCAACAGGAGGAAGAACAACAGGUCCAGGCGGCCAGAGCAAAAAGGAUGAUAAUCGUAUCCUUUACAUAGUUGUUGUACUAGUAAUUGUGAGCCCGGCUGGGGCUGCUCUUAUUUUUUUAUGCUGCAGAUGUGUACGCGGCGGGCCUUCGACCCCCAAACAGGGGAUACUUGAGUUUUCAACCGUUAAUGAGGUUUCCUACCCGCCUGAUGCCGGCGCAGGUUUUGGCGCAACAAAUUGUUCCAUCUGCCAAGGGCGGCUCGGGGAGGGAGAGAGAGUGAGUGUUUUGCCCAUUUGCAGGCACAUACAUCAUCCUCAAUGCCUCCAAAACAGGAUGAAUUCAAGAGGCCUUUACUGUCCUGAUUGUCGACAGGAUUACUCUUUUUGGGACGGAGCGCACCCAAGUCCCGGCUUUUUACCUUGAGAGAUAUUUUUGCUGCCUUUUUGAUUUUCAACUUAGAAGUUUACAGGUUUUACUUGUGAAAGGUGUAAUUGACGUACAACAUCUGAUGAUUUGGCUGUUGGGUUAUUGAUAUUUUGAAUAGAUUAUUCGUAAUCAA
Messenger RNA from Rhododendron vialii, 733 nucleotides. Its product is annotated as RING-H2 finger protein ATL74-like. The coding region runs from base 25 to 597 and encodes 190 amino acids. The transcript is spliced from 2 exons. Lineage: Eukaryota; Viridiplantae; Streptophyta; Magnoliopsida; Ericales; Ericaceae. The record is from RefSeq and is a predicted model, not a curated record.